CGCCAUGAGCGGGACGGUGCUGGCCGGGACCCCCAUCGCCGUGGACUUCUGGAGCCUGCGGAAGGCGGCCGGCGCCCGCCUUUUCUUCCUGUCCCACAUGCACUCGGACCACACGGUGGGGCUGUCCAGUACCUGGAGCCGCCCGCUGUACUGCUCCCCGCUCACCGCCCGCCUCCUGCACCACCGCCUGCAGGUGCCGAAGUGCUGGAUCCGGCCGCUGGAGGUGGGGCAGAGCCAUGUCGUGGGUGAGGUGACGGUGACGCUGAUCGACUCCAACCAUUGUCCUGGCUCCGUUAUGUUCCUCUUUGAGGGCGCCUUCGGCACCAUCCUCUACACAGGAGAUUUCCGCUACACGAGCGCCAUGCAGGGCGAGCCGGCGCUGAGGGGCCGCCACAUCGACCGCCUGUACCUGGACAACACCCACUGCCACCCCGAGCGGGCCCUGCCCUCGCGGGCGCUGGCCACCCGCCAGGCUGCCCGCCUCAUCCGUGCCCACCCGCAGCACCACGUGGUCAUCGGUGUGUACACCCUGGGCAAGGAGACGCUGCUGGUGGACCUGGCGCUGGAGUUCAGCACGUGGGUGGUGGUGAGCCCCUGGCGCCUGGAGCAGAUGCGGCUGCUGGAGCUGCCGGAUGUGUUCACCACUGAGGAGGGCACGGGCUGGAUCCGCGCCGUGGACGUCGCCGAGAUCCGCUGGGACGCACUGGUUGCCUGGAACGCGCAGCACCCCACCAUUGCCAUCAUCCCCACGGGCAGGCCCGUGAAGGUCACCCACCCCAACAUCCACCUCGUCCCCUACUCGGAUCACUCGUCCUUUGAGGAGCUGCGUGAGUUCGUGAAGUGGCUGAAACCUUGCUCCAUCAUUCCCAUUGUGAAGGACAACAUGUGCCAGGUCUACUUUCAGGAAUACCUGAGCUCUGCUCCCCAGGUGCUUCCUGACUUCAGAGUCUCAAAGACUGUGCAAGAGUCUGGACAGCAGCAAAGGCGAAGGAGGGGGCAGAAACCCACAAGUCUCUGGAAAAGAGCCCUGGGGAGUUCUGUGCCCCGAGGGGUUGUUUAUGACUCCCCAGAGAAAAAUACUGGCAAACCUGAAGUGUUUACAGAUGUUAAGGUUCCUCAGCACUACUGUGAGCCAGCUCUCUGCUCAAAAGAAGGGCGCACUUGUCACAGGGGUGACAAGGAAGAGCUGAGUGGGGAACAUCUGGGAGCAGCAGGAGCAGCACUUGUUUUCAGUGAGCACCUUGCAACUGGACUUGCAGAGCAGUAUUUGCUCACUCCCUUACAUGUCCUAAAGCAGUUUUCCUCACAGAAGUUUGAUCAGCUGGUAGAAGACUUUCUUCGGAAGAAAGACAUGCCCUGAAAAAUUGUGUGACGUUACUGGUGCUAGUGCAGCAGGUAGCAGUGUUUCAUUCUGCUCCAUGCUCAGGUUUCCCAUUAGGAGAGAGGAGCUCAGCUCUGGGGCUCUACUUUCUUUACCUCUUUAAAGAGGACAAAGAGGAAACUAGAGCCGGUUUUUACUUAAAAACUUACUUAUUUUUUUAUCUCUACAUCUGCUGUGCCCCCACACUACACUGGGCACUGUGGUCCCACUGUCUGUGUGCCUUGUGUCCGCCUUUUGCAGUGACUUGCCUGUUCCCUGUUAGAAAAGUCACUGAGAGGUUGAUUCAAGCAGAGCUGCAGAGGGUGUGAGCUGGUCUGCAGCUGAGUAAUUAAUGCCUGGAAUGUGACUAAAGGAGCAAGGGGGGGAAUCUGAGAGCCUCAAAGAUUCUCCUUUCUGUAAGUCUGUGAUGCCUCACCGAUUAUGAACAGUUAAUUCCAAAGUGAACUACUAAUCUUCUGUACUGAGGUGCUUUUUGAAAAUGCUGCUUAAAGAAAUCUAGGAAAUGAAGUGCCUUGAAAUCAAAUAAUCUGUUUUCUAUCUGUUAAUCUACUAAUACUUCCAGCUUUUGCAUCCAGCCAGCCUACUGCAGCUGGAUGUUGUCCUGCUCUCCUGAAAGUGCCAUCUCAAUGCUAAUUGUUAGUGCUUUUUCAGGUUUGUGGCUAGGAAAAGUAGGAGUUGUCUGGGUUCUUGAGUUGUGGGCUUUUCAGAGUGGGUCACUAAAUUCUCUGCAAUCACUUGCACCUGUGAAUUCUGUUUGAUUGCAAAGCACUCCUGGUAACUGCCAGUGUUCUGCCUUCCCAUUGUGCCUGCUCUUGUCCUGCAGUGGCAAACGGAAUGAGAGAUAAUGAAACAUCU
Pyrgilauda ruficollis (rufous-necked snowfinch) is the source of this 2236-nucleotide messenger RNA. It is a transcript of the gene DCLRE1B, whose product is annotated as DNA cross-link repair 1B. The record is from RefSeq and is a predicted model, not a curated record. The transcript has 4 exons. Bases 5 to 1360 code for a protein of 451 amino acids. Gene Ontology annotation, biological process: protection from non-homologous end joining at telomere; interstrand cross-link repair; double-strand break repair via nonhomologous end joining. Gene Ontology annotation, molecular function: damaged DNA binding; 5'-3' DNA exonuclease activity. Lineage: Eukaryota; Metazoa; Chordata; Aves; Passeriformes; Passeridae.